Messenger RNA from Sarcophilus harrisii (Tasmanian devil), 3804 nucleotides. RefSeq names its product acetylserotonin O-methyltransferase like (gene ASMTL). The record is from RefSeq and is a predicted model, not a curated record. Bases 54 to 1961 code for a protein of 635 amino acids. Gene Ontology annotation, molecular function: nucleoside triphosphate diphosphatase activity; O-methyltransferase activity. The transcript is spliced from 13 exons. Lineage: Eukaryota; Metazoa; Chordata; Mammalia; Dasyuromorphia; Dasyuridae.
GGCGGGAACCGGCGGCGGCCGCGCGAGCCGCGGGGCGGGAACCGGCGCCAGCGAUGGUGCUGUGCCCGGUGAUCGGGAAGCUCGUCGGCAAGCGCGUGGUGCUGGCCAGUGCCUCUCCCCGGAGACAGGAGAUCCUGAACUGCGCGGGCCUGCGAUUUGAGGUAGUGCCAUCCAGAUUUAAAGAGACUCUAGACAAGACUUUAUUUCCAAUGCCUUAUGAGUAUGCCAUGGAAACAGCAAAACAAAAGGCCCUUGAAGUGGCUAACAGGAUGAAUGUGAAAGACUUUAGACCUCCAGAUGUUGUUAUAGGAGCAGACACUAUUGUGACAGUGGAUGGAAUGAUUCUGGAGAAGCCAGCUGAUAAGCGAGAUGCCUAUAACAUGCUAUCAAGGUUAAAUGGAAAAAUACACAGUGUGUUUACUGGAGUAGCAAUCGUUCAUUGCAGCAGUAAAGAUAUGCAUCUAAAAACAGAAGUCUUUGAAUUCUAUGAGGAAACCAAGGUUAAAUUUUCUGACCUGUCAGAGGAGCUUUUAUGGGAAUACAUUCAUAGUGGAGAACCAAUGGACAAAGCUGGUGGCUAUGGCAUACAGGCUCUUGGAGGCAUGUUAGUUGAGUAUGUUCAUGGAGACUUUUUGAAUGUGGUAGGAUUCCCACUGAACCACUUUUGCAAAAAGUUAGUAGAACUGUAUUAUCCACCCCCUAAAGAUGCCAUCCAUCAUGUAAAGCAUGACUCAAUCCCUUCAGUAGAAACGUUUGAAGGUCUAAGUGAUGAGGAAUUUGGCAGUUCAAAUUCUGCUCUACAAAAUGCGACCUGCAAGCUAGAAGGUGAAAGUGCAUCCUCUUCUGAAGCUACUGAAAGCUUAGGAAAGAAGGAAAUUGGCCAACAUGAAAUGGGAGAGCCUGUAGUGAAAUGCAGCAAGGACAUGGAAAAUCUGACCAAAUUUCCAUCUCCUCUUGUAGAGCUUUUGGAUGGCUUUAAAGCUUCAAAGGCAAUGUUUGUGGCCUGUAAACUAAAAGUAUUUGAUCUGCUGAAAGGCAAAGCCAUUUUGAAGACUAAAGAUGUUGCUGACCACAUAAAUGCAUCUGUAUGUGGGACUGAGAGAUUACUUGAUUCCUGCACAGCACUUGAAUUAUUAAAGAAAACCAAGCAAGGCUACAGUAACACAGAAUUGGCUGAUAAGUACUUGGUGUCUGAUAGUGAAAAUUCACUUCAUGGCUAUAUCAUGCAUGCCAAUGAUCAUGUUUGGCCACUGUUCACACACCUGGAGUCUGCUGUCAGAGAGGGAACAAAUCAGAAUCAUCGAGCUUUUGAGAAGAAAGCUCAAGACUUAUUUCAGGACUCCUAUUAUCACAGCAUGGAGACAAAGCUACGUUUUAUGAAUGCCAUGGAUAGCGUUAUCAAGCUGACUGGGAGGGAUGUGGCAACAGCUUUUGAUCUGUCAAAAUUUCGCUCUGCUUGCGAUUUGGGAGGCUGUACGGGAGCUUUGGCCCAAGUGCUAAUACAAGAAUAUCCAAAUCUAAAAGUGACUGUGUUUGACCUUCCUAAUGUCAUUGAAAAUGUUUCUUGUUUUCAACCUACUGGACAAGACACCAGUCGAAUAACUUUCACAUCAGGUGACUUCUUCAAAGAUAACAUUCCUGAAGCUGAUCUUUACAUUCUUUCAAGAGUUCUCCAUGACUGGCCAGAUGACAAGAUUGAUGCAUUAUUAAGUAAAAUUUCUUAUCGCUGCAAACCAGGCUGUGCCUUGCUAGUAGCUGAAAUUGUACUUGACGAAGAGAAGAUAGAUCCUCUAAGAGCUGUGCUGCAGUCCCUUAGUAUGACGGAAGGCAAACAGAGGAGUAACUCGGAAUACAAACAGUUAUUGGAAAAAUAUGGAUUCACUCAAGUACAGACCAAGAUAACAGGAAAUUUUUUGGAUGCUAUUUUGGGAUUUAAAAAAACUGCACAUACAGUGAAUUAAGCAGUUUGGGAUUUUGAAGUGCAACUAUUUUCAUAACACUGGCAUCAUAAAUAAAACCUAGUCAUCUAAGAGAAAGUCUUGAUGCUAUCACCUGGACCUUUUCAUCUUUCUUCUUAGUUCUCCUGGGCCUAAACCUUUCAAAUGCUGCAUUUCUACAUGUGAUUGGCCAUAAUGACUGAUCCAUGGAUAUACAAAUUCUCACACAUACCACUAACCAGAAGCAUGGAAUAGAUGCAAAGAAAUGGACUUUUUAAGCCCAGCUAUCUUAUCUCUUGCAAUUCAAAACAGGUACUGGACUCAUCUUGGAGACUGCAGAACUGCAUCCCUGACCAGACUAUAAAUGAAGAAGGGGAAUGUUCUUUGGGCACAUUUCCAGGCAUGCUUAUGACAAGUUUUUUUUAGAAGGCCUGUUUUUUUUUUCCUUGUAUUUCUGUAAAGUAUUUUGUGUGUAUUCACGAAGCUUUAGCCCAGUUUAUUUUAUUUUAUUUUAUUUUAUUUUAUUUUUGGUCUUGUCAAAUAAUUCUGUUACCUCUACAUUUUAUGGAAUAUAAAGUUAUAGGCAAAUUUUGCCUGAUUCUUUUCAGAAGUUGUUUUGAAUAUCACUACAAGUACCUGUUUUUGCAUUUGACAUGCCAUUUUGGAACUUAGAACAGACAUGCACUCAAUUUCAAGAAUGUUUGGUUCUUUUAUCAUUUUCAAAGCAUUAAUGCAGAAUAUUUCUGGCUUCAUCUCACCUAGUUCUGUUCAGAUAGAUAAAAUGAACUGAGAAGGUUAACAGAACUAAAUUGAGUGCAUGAUUACUACUGAUUUUUAGCUGAAGGAUAAUGACUGGAAGAAAAUACAAAUAAAUUGCCUUUGUUCCAAUAAAACCUUUCAUGGCCAUUAAUGCAUGUAUAUUUGGGAGGUUUUUGUGUGUUCCCAUUUUCCAUCUACCACUGAAUCAUAAAAUCAUAGUUGAGUAUAGCUAUGAUAACUGAUCAUUGAACCAUCAGAUCUAAUCCCCUCUUUAUUUGAAAGUCUCAGAGAAAGUAAGUGACUUGCUCAGUGUUAUAUGGUAAAUGUCAGAAGUAGAAUUUGAACUUAGGUUUCUUGAACUCUUAAGUCUACCAUUCUAUCUCUUUUAUGUCAUGAUACUUCUCAGAAGGCCAGUUUCACUCUAGCGGGAGUACAGAUCUUCCUAGAAGUAUCUAUUCCAAUUCUCUUCUGACUUUUACAUUUUCUCUAUCCUUGUGCCUCUCAAUACAUUGGACACUUAUCAUUGCCAUGCCAAGACUUUGCUGUAGUGGGCUCUUUGCAAUUCCUAACAUACAAUUUUAGGUUCUCAACAUUUGUCUUGCAUUUUCAACACCAGGAUCUGGCCUCUUGCUGAAUAAAAUGGUCUUAAAUGACAAGAAGAGAGCCAGAAGUGUGUGGCUACAAUCCUUGAACAUGCUACAGAAGAGGGAAAGGAAAGGAGCAGCUGUGAAUACAGAUGUUUACUUGAACAACACAGCUUCUGAAAUGUGGAGCUUGUACAAACAGGAAAUCUGUUAAAUGCAAUUUUAUACACCAAAUGUUGAGGGAAAAAAUCAUGGGACUUCUUGGUUGUAUUUGAUACUUUUACUAAACAUAUAUUCUUUGUAGAUUUACAAAUUUUGAAAAUCUUUUAUGAAAUUUUAUUCAUUUAUCAUUCUUAUUUUCAUUUCAACUUGAAGACUUAUAAAAAUAGCAUAAAAGUAUUCUUUUUAUGCUCUUCUGUUAACCUGCUUUGAAAGUUUGUCUUGUAUACAUUUUGACAUCUAUAUUUCUGCUCCAAUUUUUCCUUUUUAAAUGACACUCAAAUAAAUGUAUAUCAUCUCCGUAA